ACUGUUUUGUUUUUAAGUGUUACCACCCAAUCGCUCAAGAUCAAGAUCACGAUAGAUUUGCAAAACAACCCUCACCAGGAUCAGGCACAGGCAGCAACCGUUCACUUAAAAUCAAAUUCUGUCCAGCGUCCAGUUACGCUUCCUUCUCGCUGUGGCGUUACUAAGGUAACGGAAUUAUCAUCACACACACACACUUGGGGCGCCAGUGUUCGGCACAUCCGGUCUGCUGUGAAGAGAGGGAGCGAGAGCGCGAGAGCAAUUCCUGAUUUUGACAUUUGGCGUGGUAGACUAGUAACUCGGUUGAUGGUGGAUGCGUUACGUAGUGCGUUCCCGGCUUAGAGCGAUCGUUAGCUAGUAAGUAGUGGAAACUAGUAGUGCCUUAGAUCGUAACUCCUUUGUGUGUGCGUCCCCGGUGGUCACGAUGUAAAUACGCUCGCAGUGACACCUGUCAGCGGUAAAGAUCUUGAGCAGGGGAAACGUGGCAAACCGUCCCAAACUCGUUUAUCUUGCGUACCGCGUGUGCCUGUUACUGUGUGCUGUGGUGCGGUAGAGCGCUUUUCUUCAACUGUACCGGGUGGACAUUCCGAGCACAAACGAUCGGCGUAGUAGGAAGGGCAUCCGUGUUGCUUUACGCGAAUGGCGACGGUCAUAUCACUGUUGAGCAACCCGUGCAGCAACAGUCCCUUCGAUCAGCAUAGCCAUCAUCAUCCGUACCCGCAGCAGCUACUGUUUCCACCGUACGGACAGGGACCGGACACGUUUCAGCAGCGGCACGGUGGAACCGGCGGACGCAACCGGAACGAGGCGACCAACCACCAGCAGCUGGACGCGUUAGAUUUUCAACUGUUGAGCCGCACGCUCGAGGAAGAGAUCGAACAAAUGGAAUACUCCGGAAGUUCCGGUCCCUACCAGUACCAUCAGCACGAUCAGCAGCAGCAGCAGCAGCAACCACAGCAGCAAGCAGCAAGACGUGAGGGACAGCAAGAUUUCGAACAGAUCUCUCCCGGCUACAACCUGGACAACGAGGACACGUACAGCGAGUCACCGAACAACUUCCAGGACUACCAGAACAACUUUGUCGAUUCGCCGCCCGAUUCGAAGGAACCGUGGCCGAUCGACUACAACAAGAUGCACACCACGAUCGCUUCGAGCAGUGGUGCGAACGACACGACGAACGCAUCGACGACCGUAGCGGCGGUCGCGGUCGCUGCUGUCGCCGGAGCUGUUGUUGCUGCAGCAACAUCUCACCAGCAGCAGCAGCAGGACAAUGGCGGUAUGUACAUGAGCAACGCCAUACUGCCCAGCCGGAAGCGUCGCAUGGAAUGGAUGUCACCGCAGGAGGAGGACACCGAUGGGACCGAGACGAAGAUCGCCAACAUCGAUAAGGAGCGUGACGCACGUCGCAAGGGAAGCAUGCGGUGGGCCGAUGAUCUUGACUUGGACCUCAGUAACGAGCUGUCCAGUAAUGGAUAUAUUAGUGACUCGUUGUUGAACUUCCCCGUGUUCAAACAGGAACUACCGUCGCCUCCUCAGAAGCCUCCUCAGCAGCAGCAGCAGCAGCAGCAGCAGCAACAACACGUCCAGACUGCCCAACAACAGCAGCAGCAGCAGCAGCAUCAACUCCAUCAACAGCAGCAAACAUUGCAUCAGCAAGCAGCGGCAAGCACUCAGGAUCAUUCACAACAAUCGCAACACCAGCACACAUCUGCCAGCUUGCAACAAUCGCUAGCUGGUGGCGUUAAUCCCGCCAACAGUGGCAAUGCGGCCAACACUCAUCAACAACAACAGCAGCAACAGGUGGUCCAGUAUCACCAACAGCAGCAGCAGCAGCAGCAGCAGGGCCACAGCUCUAUGAAUGGUGCUGGGCAGAGUUUGAUGAGCGGUGCCGAUCAUCACGCCACCGGAAUCGGUGCCGGUUUAAGCAAUCUUCAAAGCUUUCUACAAAGCAAUCGGUUGGAAAACGAUCCUAGCGGAGGAGUUUUGCAGAUGCAACAGGAUGGCACGUUGCCAGCGGUACGUGGUGACAAAACACACGACGAUCACAACAGGUUCCAGUACGUGCUAGCGGCCGCGACCUCGAUAGCGACGAAGAACAACGAAGAAUCUCUCACCUACCUUAACCAGGGCCAGAGCUACGAGAUCAAGCUGAAGAAGCUUGGCGAUCUGUCCCCGUUCCGGGGUAAGAUUCUGAAGAGUAUUAUCAAGAUAUGCUUCCACGAGCGCCGCCUGCAGUACAUGGAGCGGGAACAGAUGCAGCUGUGGCAAGCGUCCCGUCCCGGCGAACGCAUACUGGACGUUGACAUCCCGCUAUCGUACGGUUUGAUGCAGGUGCAGCCCACCAGCAGCAACCUGCUCAACACGAUCGAGGUGUUCUGGGACCCGAUGAAGGAGGUCGGCGUGUACGUGAAGGUGAACUGCAUUUCCACGGAAUUUACGCCCAAAAAGCACGGCGGCGAGAAGGGCGUCCCGUUCCGCAUACAGGUAGAAACGUACAUCGACACGAACGGGCUGCACAAUGGGACCGGCGGCAGUGUAGCGGGCCUGGACGAUAAGGACGGCAUUAGACCGCUCCAUGCGGCGGCUUGCCAAAUAAAGGUGUUCAAAUUGAAAGGAGCCGAUCGAAAGCACAAACAGGAUCGGGAGAAAAUACUCAAGCGUCCGGUUGCGGAGCAGGAGAAAUAUCAGCGCAGCUGCGACUGCACGAUACUGACGGACAUAACGACCGAUUCAGUCAUUACGCCGCUCGGUGGCAACUUCAGUCCCGACCACAUUAAACGUAACGUGUCGCCGCUGUUGGCCGGACCAACCUCACCGGGGCAGUUGAACAAGUUCGAAAACAUGAUGUCGAGCGUGGUGCUGUGCAACGGCGGGAACGUUGUUAGCCCGGGGGCAAACCCGACCACAACGUCGACAAGCACGGCCGCAAUGGUCGUGGCGGCGGCAGCGGCAGCAGCAGCCGCCGCCGCCGCCACCGGUACACCGAGCAGCAACCCGAUCGGGAUCAGCAACGUGAGCUCGACGAACGGGCUUUGCAAAGCGUCGCCGCUCGGUGCCGACCAACCGAUCGGUGGUGUGCUUUCGCCCCAGCAACCGAGCGAGCUGGACGAUUACGUGCCCACGAUUACGAAGGAAACGAGCCCGGGAACGUUGGCCCAGUGGUUGGCGGUGCAUCGGCUGUCGGCGUACGCGAAAACGUUCGCCCAAUUUUCCGGUUCCGAUCUGCUAAGAAUGUCCAAGGAUGAUCUUUGCAAAAUCUGUGGCCUAGCAGAUGGUAUUCGAAUGUUCAACAUUCUCCACUCGAAAGCCAUAACGCCACGCCUAACGAUCUACGUUAGCUUCCAAACCAACAUCUACCACGCGAUCUACCUGCACGCAAACACCAUCCCGGAGUUGGUGCAAAAUCUGUCGAAAAUUCCCGGCUUCCUGGAAGCAAUCAAUGCCCUCAACACGCCCAACUCCUCCACCGCCACCUCCGAUACCUCUGGGCUCUGGGGUACGUUCGGUGGGCCACGUACCACGCUCAACGCCGGCCUAGCGUCGAACGGCACCGGCACGCACGGUAAACUUUCCAACGGCAAUGGAACGAAUGCCGCCGUGCCGUCACCUGCCUCACCCAUUUCCUCCUCGUCCGGUAUUGCCAAGCUGCAGCUGCUGCUUAAAGGCCCGAACGGUAUACAGGUGCUGCUGACGGAGGACGUGCUGAACAACAUCAAGGACGAAACGCUGUUUCAGCUGGAGCUGAAACCGAACGGUAACAUACUGAUGAAAGCCGUCCACAGUGUGACGGCGGGCGACUGUUCGAUCGAUGAUGAGGCGAACUGAGGGGACACCGUUACCCGGCCUGCCUGCCUGUCUGGUAGUAGUAGUGGCGGCCUUGUUUAAGGGAUUAUGUUUCAUUUUUUUUGCUAUAUAUUUGUUUUAAACCGAUUUGUUAAGUCGUUUACGGCAGCGCUCUAGUGAUAUAGUGUGUGUGUGUAUAUGUGGUGUUAGGUGAAUAGAGAGAGAGAGAGAGAGAGAAAGAAGAAUAGGUCUGGAGAAAAUGGGUAAUUGAUUUUAAUCCAAACAAAAUGAUGAUAUUGUACGGAGAAGAAUCGGAGCGCGCGGAUGGCGCCCGGGAAGAGAGGUUCUAGAGGACCACUCUAGGUUGGUACACACUCAAAUUCGCAUUUUGGGCACGGAGAUUGAUGUGGAAAUUGUCACCAGAGAAUCAGUUAGGCGUAGGAAAGUGAUCGAGAUCGUUUUUUUAAGCAUCGAUAUUCUGGUGGUAGAGGCGACAACGGAGCCGGUCUUCAUAUGGCAGGACCGAGGUUCAAAUCCCAACCGGGGACUGUUCCCUCGUAAGAAAAGGACUCCAACUACGUGGUUAUCAUUAAGUCUCUAGUAAGCCAGAAAUGGCAGACAUGACCUUUUAAUGGGUUGUAAGGCCAUGAAGAGAGAGAGAGAGAGAGAGAGAGAGAGAGAGAGCUUUUCUUUAUAUAUACAACAACAACAAAAUCCAUAAAACACUACAUUAGUACAAAGCAGCUUAGUUUUUAGUAGUGACGAUCGAUAGAGGAUUAUCGCGUUCGCUCUGGAGUGUUGAGAGGCGUGUCGACGAAAUUCAACGAUCUUUUUUUUUCUUAAUCUUUAUGACACUAUUUGCUUAACUGUCUGUUUUACUGUACAUUAUUAGCAUGUAAAGAAGAAACAAAACAAAAAAUCACACACACACACACAAGGGCCGUGCAAGAGUUAUAAGGAUCGUCUGUAGAAACAUAAAAUUGUGAAUAGAAAAGAGAGAUGGUAAAAGAUUUAUAUAUUUACACAUAGCCCCUUUUUUGGUGUGUGUGUGUGUGUGGUUGUUUCAGGUAACGAUCUUUCUAAAUGAUAUAAAACAACAGCAAGCUCUAGACUGUGCUCAUUUGCUUUUGCAAAUCGAAAUCGAAAAAUGGGUGUUCGUGAGUGUGUCCCUUAAACCAAGUGCCUUUCCAAACGCUAUUAACGUUGUGCAAUUUUUGGAUAAAAGAAAGGGGCAGCUAAAGAGCAAGAUUUUAUUUCCGUAAAUUCAACAAAAAGUGAAGAGAGAAAUGUGCUAUAAAUAAAUAAAAAAAAUAUUGUUGUUUUACUAUUGUUUA
Messenger RNA from Anopheles stephensi (Asian malaria mosquito), 5114 nucleotides. RefSeq lists its product as uncharacterized. Lineage: Eukaryota; Metazoa; Arthropoda; Insecta; Diptera; Culicidae. The transcript has 12 exons. The coding region runs from base 637 to 3822 and encodes 1061 amino acids. Gene Ontology annotation, biological process: regulation of transcription by RNA polymerase II. The record is from RefSeq and is a predicted model, not a curated record. Gene Ontology annotation, molecular function: RNA polymerase II cis-regulatory region sequence-specific DNA binding; DNA-binding transcription activator activity, RNA polymerase II-specific. Gene Ontology annotation, cellular component: nucleus.